Helobdella robusta is the source of this 576-nucleotide messenger RNA. RefSeq lists its product as hypothetical. The transcript has 3 exons. The record is from RefSeq and is a predicted model, not a curated record. Bases 1 to 576 code for a protein of 191 amino acids. Lineage: Eukaryota; Metazoa; Annelida; Clitellata; Rhynchobdellida; Glossiphoniidae.
AUGCCCAGCUGGAUGUUGGCGCUAAACAAGAGCGGAAGUGAUAAGAUGUUCAGGAUUGAUAAAUGGAGAGCUGACGACAAAACUUGCAGCAUCUCGACGUACAAAAUUUGUGUUGCAGUGGGAAUAAAAAUAAAAAUAAAAUCACUAAAAAUAGUGAGAGUAAGAAAAUGCGCACUUAAAGCUAUUAACAUCCUCAAGAUCAAGAGUAAGGACACGAGGUUACUUAGAAGUUCGCCUAUAUUUUAUUACACGAAAACGACGCAACAGACUACAUCUUCAAUCUUAUAUAGAGUACCAGCUGGAAAUUCAAAGGAAGCAAAAGUGCAAGUGAAGGAUCAGCCAAAAAAGAUAGAAAGAUCAAGAUUAAGAUUGACUUUUGAAGUGUGCGAUACCAGGCCAGUUGCAACAGGCAUCAACAUUUGGGAAUCAGUUGCCAAAGUCUUCACAUCAUCAAUGAGGAAAGAACUAUCUCAAAUAACCACAACUGCACAAAACAUUCACAGAAACAAAAUCAUAACAAACUAUUUGUAUAUAUUGAAAAAAAUCAUAAAAAUGAAAAAAAAAUCAAAAUUCUGA